UGUAGGUACUGUGGUUGGGGUUUCAUUGUGAAUGUAGAUGUUGUAGUAGUAGUAUGAACUAACUAAAACUAGGACAAAAGAAAGCAGGGGAAAGUUGUGGGGAAGCUAAGAAAGGUAUUACAAAGAGAUAUGACAGUGAAAAAGUUCUUAUACUUUUGGGGUUUUGGAGUUUUUAUAAGGUUCUGUUCUGUGGGUACUGUGGUUGGGGUUUCAUUGUGAAUGUAGAUGUUGUAGUAGUAGUAUGAACUAACUAAAACCAGGACAAAAGAAAGCAGGGGAAAGUUGUGGGGAAGCUAAGAAAGUUUCUUUGGAAGGUUUCAGGGAGUGCAUAACUGGUGUAAGAAAGAAUAGUCUGGGAACUCAGCUUAAACAUUGCUACCAACUCUUUGUGUAGUGUGCUUAUUUUGGGUGAAUAUAAUGAGUUAUAGUGGCUCCAGUAGGGGUUCUGGUAGUAGAACUACUAGAAGAACAUUCGAGUAUGGAAGAACCCAUGUGGUUCGGCCCAAGGGGAGGCACCAGGCCACCAUAGUUUGGCUGCAUGGCCUUGGUGAUAAGGGAUCAAGCUGGUCCCAGCUCUUGGAAACCCUUCCUCUUCCAAAUAUUAAGUGGAUUUGCCCAACUGCUCCUACCAGGCCAGUAGCAAUAUUUGGUGGAUAUUCUUGCACUGCUUGGUUUGAUAUGGGAGAUCUUUCAGAAGACACUCCUGAUGAUUUGGAGGGGUUAGAUGCUUCAGCUGCACAUGUGGCUAAUCUUUUGUCGACAGAACCUGCUGACAUCAAACUUGGAAUUGGUGGCUUCAGUAUGGGUGCUGCAACAGCACUCUACUCUGCAACAUGCCGCAUAUUAGGACAAUAUGGAAACGGAAGCCACUAUUCGGUCAACCUAAGUGCAAUUGUGGGAUUAAGUGGCUGGCUUCCAUGUUCAAGGACAUUGAAAAGCCGGAUGGAGAGAUCACAUGAGGCAGCAAGGCGAGCAGCAUCUUUGCCUCUUUUGCUCUGCCAUGGUUUAGGUGAUGAUGUAGUUGCAUACAUGCAUGGAGAGAGAUCAGCACAAGUCUUAAAUUCAGCUGGAUUUCGGGAUCUUACAUUUAGAUCAUAUGAUGGGCUUGGUCAUUAUACCAUUCCCGAAGAGAUGGAUGAAGUCUGUAAUUGGCUAAUAGCCAGGCUGGAACUUGAGGGUUGACAAGGACGAACAAAAAGAUUAUCAAAGCAACGACGAGAUACAGAAAGAAGGGUAGUCAUAUUAUGUACAAGGAUUAAAGAAGGCACUCUAGAAUACUAGUACGGUGUGGGGUAUAUGGUAUAGCAGCAAAGCUCCAAUGUAAUCUCCUUUUUUAAAUUUUAUUUUUAGGUUAAGCAAUGAAGCUUAAAUAAGGCUUAGGUUUGUAAUUUGGUUUGCUACCAAGGAAUUGGUACCUGUAGUUUUUGUUAUUUGGGUUGAGAUGCAGUGGAGAUAAGUGACUCUCAGUUGCUUUGGUAUUUUAGGAAAUUUUGUUGUCUGGGUGAAUUAUUACCGUAUUGUUAUGUGCCCUAACAUUGGCCGUACCUUGGAGUUGAUAAUAAAAGGUCAUUCCGGGUGGGUUUAUUUCUA
This is a messenger RNA of Mangifera indica (mango), 1590 nucleotides long. Its product is annotated as acyl-protein thioesterase 2-like. The record is from RefSeq and is a predicted model, not a curated record. Bases 418 to 1182 code for a protein of 254 amino acids. NCBI's taxonomy places the organism in Eukaryota, Viridiplantae, Streptophyta, Magnoliopsida, Sapindales, Anacardiaceae. Gene Ontology annotation, molecular function: hydrolase activity. The transcript is spliced from 11 exons.